AUGGUACUGUGCUCUGAGGCCUGUGUUUCUGGCUCGGGAGGAGAGUCGUCCAGCAGUGAGGGAGGUUCGAGCUGCCUUCAGUUUGGAGUUCGUUCCUAUCUGCACCACUUCUAUGAAGAGUGCUCAUCCUCCAUGUGGGACAGAGACUCGGAGGUUCGGGGCUUUGUCCAGAGGCAGAGGUCAGCCCUGUGGUGGAACUCAGCAGUCUGGAAGGUGUCCUUGGCCCUGGGUCUCCUGAUCCUCACUGCAGGCAUCGUCACCCUCUCAGUCGGUUACUCCACUCCUCACAAAAUCGAGUCAUUCGGAGAAGGAGACCUGUUCUUCGUGGACACCCAGGCCGUCAGCUUUAACAGGGGGCUGCACGCCAGCGCUGCAGCCGGGAUCGGGCUCUCCUGCCUCGGCUCUGCCCUGGCGGCGAUGGGGGCGGUCGUUUGGAUCCUCAACAGGGCAAACUUGAAAGAGAGGCUUUUCCACAAACCAGGGGAAGGGGAACGAAGAGGAGAGCUGGGGUCAAAGUGGAGGGGAUGUAGGGAUCUGGGGGAUGUGGUCACUAAGCCGCCAGGUACAGAGGAAGGAAAGACGCCUUUCACUCUGUCGAAAGUAGAAAAUGUGCAGCCCGCUUCGUAAAAGUAUGAUGCCUGCUGAGCAACAGGGUGCACAGGCUUUUGUUCUAGUCUUGGGGCCUUGUUUACGUGCUCUUAUCACAGUUUCAGAUCCAUUUUUUUAAGGGAUAAAAGUGUCAUUUUAGCACGCAAAUUGUUCCCAAGGAGGCUGUUUUGUGAUUACAGGAAGAUAUUAGAUCUCAGCAAGGUACUAUAAAGACCUACAAGGCUUUAAAGCACAAGUUGAACUACUUUCCUAAAACAUCUAAAUUCAAAUGUGAGGCCCCAAGACUAUAAACCUGAGACCUUGCAGCUCUCUUAAACACCUCGUAGUGCAGCUUAGGGACAUAGCUGUUGACUGUAGACUGUGUCUGUGCAGUGCACUUGUGUUAUAUUUUUAAAAAUGCAUUGCCUCAACAGUCGAAGGGAGCAGAAUUCUUGUGACUGAUAGAAAUUCAUGUUUUAUCCUCUCACUUGCUGGUGUUUGUUGUAUUUUUGUUCUUUCUUCUUCUGGUAGUUGUUUUUCAAAUAGCAGCGGUGUCAGCUUCCCGUGUAGACAAGGUGGUAAUACUGCAUGAAUCCAUGUGAAAACCUGCGUUUCCAUUCACACACAGAUGUUACUGAUGCAAGACUCAUUAACAUUUCUGCAUCCACAUUUUCACAUAUCUACACUAAUGCUUGGCCCGCCGUGUUCGACGCGUGUACAGUCACAUGCGCUCUCUCGCUCACCCACACACCCACACGCAUGCACAAAUUUGUGCUCCAUUGACAGUAUCACCUAUUUUCACCCCACUGUAAUCUGGCUCUGUAAUUGCCUGCAAUCUGUGUAUCCAGGCAACAGUUAGGCUUCAAGUGCUCUAUUUUGAACUCCGAACAAAGAGUCUUUUCUGAUUGGUCCCUCGCUUCCCCUCUCUUUAUUUUCACACCAAUCAGCUUUUUUGUUUACAGGCACACACAGUAGUAGCGAGUAAGUGGUGAAGGGCUGAGGCGAGAGGAAUUUGCACUGGCACCUUAGAGGCCACCUGUGUGAUUGGGUCCUCCAAUUUGUUAUAAUAGAGAGUACAAGUGAGAGAGAGGGGAAAAAAAAAAAAGUGAAAAAACAGCGGAGCAACCAUGAUGUUCUGCUAUAAUGGCACUGAUCCCAUUGUAUGCUGUUAUUGGUGUUUCACUGUUUUGUUGUGUUAUUGGGUAUUAUUAGGAUAAUGGAGUGAAAUAAGGUUUAGUGUCACUGGUAUAAAAAAAGCAAACAGCCAAAAUAAACUUGUGAUCUGCAAACCUAA
Messenger RNA from Stegastes partitus (bicolor damselfish), 1882 nucleotides. RefSeq names its product neurensin-1-like. Gene Ontology annotation, cellular component: neuronal cell body; transport vesicle; neuron projection. NCBI's taxonomy places the organism in Eukaryota, Metazoa, Chordata, Actinopteri, Pomacentridae. The record is from RefSeq and is a predicted model, not a curated record. Gene Ontology annotation, biological process: nervous system development. The coding region runs from base 1 to 627 and encodes 208 amino acids. The transcript is spliced from 3 exons.